Messenger RNA from Austrofundulus limnaeus, 766 nucleotides. RefSeq lists its product as uncharacterized. The record is from RefSeq and is a predicted model, not a curated record. NCBI's taxonomy places the organism in Eukaryota, Metazoa, Chordata, Actinopteri, Cyprinodontiformes, Rivulidae.
CAACGCGUCAAUGACGAGCCUCGAGAGUCCGCGUUGAAAACAAACUCCUCUCCCACACACGAGGACGACGUUGUCCAAGAAGCUUCUGUUGCUGAAGAAAAACCUCAACGUAGAAAACGCCGAUAUCCCCGACACAGGAAUCGCCGUCGGUUUUACGAUGACAACGGCGCCUCUUUCAACGCGAACGAUGGUCGUUAUUACGACGGAUACACAACAACUGAGUUUCGACCGGCCCGUGUCCACAGACGACGGGUUGAUUUCGACUACGAUCAAAAUCGAGCGUGCGGAGUUCGACGAAGACUCACGUUCGACGAAGAUGACGACAGGACGACCGAAAACCUACGGGGUUUUAUCAAGGCUCGACUGGGCGGACCGAUGGUCUAUCGCCGGCAGUUUGAUGACACGCCGCGGAUCUCGGUCAAGAAUCGAUUGGGUGUCCGCUGCAACACCAACGAUAAACAACCGCUUGGGGUCGCUCGUUUGAACGGUGUUCACCGACGGCUCGGUUUCGACCAUCGGAGCCCAACGAGGAGAACUCCACCGCACGAACCAACGUUGCGACCUUCAAUCAAGGAUCGUCUCGGGACGAGACUCGGCGACUAUACAGACGCGCGUCGACAUCGACGAUUCCUGGCCGGAGGGAACCCCCGCCGCGAUUCAUCGAAUGGACAAUACGACGGGGAUUUGCGACGCGCACCCCCGUCCCAAAAAAUCCGUCACUGGUUCGAAAAAUAUGGAGGUCGAAACCGCAGAAUGUGGUGAUUUU